Danaus chrysippus (African queen) is the source of this 1293-nucleotide messenger RNA. The record is from the annotation of a GenBank genome assembly. NCBI's taxonomy places the organism in Eukaryota, Metazoa, Arthropoda, Insecta, Lepidoptera, Nymphalidae.
AUGGAGGUCGAAUCAUUUCUUCGUGUAAACGAAACGUUAGAGGAUUUUUACAACAGAUGCAACAAUCUGUCGUAUUUCGACUGCAGCGAAGAGGAGAUGUUAUGGUGGCUGAUGGGGUCACGAAGACUCCCUCUUAAAGAGAUCAUACCUUGGAGUAUAGUGCUGGUUGUAAUAUUCUUGACCGGUGUGAUGGGUAACGUGUGCGUAUGUCUUGUCAUCGUGAGGAACUCUGGCCUUCAUACGGCAACAAACUAUUAUCUCUUCAGUCUAGCCAUCAGCGAUCUAUUGCUGCUUUUAUUUGGUCUCCCCAACGACUUGGCAGUAUACUGGCAUCAGUAUCCUUACAGUCUUGGACUAGUCUUCUGUAAACUACGAGCAUAUAUAUCUGAGGCAGCCACCUACGUGUCAGUGUUGACGAUAUCAGCUUUCUCUUUGGAGCGAUAUUUAGCUAUCUGUCAUCCCCUGCAUCUAUACGCGAUGGCUGGUUUGACUCGAGCCACGAAAAUUAUUGUCGUUUUGUGGCUUGUGGCGUUGGUGAGUGCGUCGCCAUACGCCCACUACAGCGACAUUUAUUACAGGGAUUAUCCGCCACAUUCUGGGAACGUGUCACUGGAUUCAGCCUUCUGUACACUGACUGCGUCGUCGCCACUCCUGGAAAUCAGUAGCAUCUUCUUCUUCUUCAUACCAGCUGUCAUCAUACUCUGUCUAUAUAUAACCAUGGGGAUUCAUAUCAGGUCCACCAAAGUAAGUGCCAAGGCAAAACAAGGCAUGUUCAAAGGACACGUUCACGGAGAAUUACGACAGGCUAAGUCGAGGAAAGCCGUCGUACGAAUGCUUAUUGCUGUAGUGAUAGCAUUCUUCGUGUGCUGGACUCCAUUCCACGUCCAGCGUCUCUUCUUCAUAUAUGGCUACAACCAUCCCGACUUCCACAUCAUCAACGAACAUCUCUUCAACGUGGCUGGGGCUUUGUACUACGUAUCAGCGACUGUCAACCCGAUAUUGUAUAACGUCAUGAGUGCAAGGUAUCGCAUGGCGUUUCAAGAGACAUUACUCUGCAGACAUCAAGCUGACAGGAACAGUUUUGACCAGAUACGUAGAGACACAACUCUUUCAACAAGCGCCAGGCCCAAAUCCAGCUUUUACUCUGAACAAAGACUACCAACAAGUAAAGUGGACUUCGUCAAAGAUAAACCAUUCUGCAUCGAAACUGAGAUUGAUGAUAAAACAAUUUUUUAUUAUCCCAACGCAAAAACUCGGCAAGACAAUCUGCAAGAUAAUGGCGGACCUUCAUAG